Molecule: messenger RNA, 2139 nt
Organism: Aureobasidium namibiae CBS 147.97
Lineage: Eukaryota; Fungi; Ascomycota; Dothideomycetes; Dothideales; Saccotheciaceae
Exons: 1
Coding region: 1-2139 (712 amino acids)
Cellular component (GO): mitochondrion
Source: RefSeq, a predicted model, not a curated record
AUGUACAGUAGAGUGGCUAUUCGCUCGCGCAAUGCUCUACCUAGGAUCCCGUUAGUUCGGUCUUCCGUACACGCAGCCUUUCCUUCUGUAUAUGCAUCAGCACGAUUGUUGAAUCUUGGCACGAAACGCCUCUCUUCAACCGAGACGAUUCCUCCUGCCCACCAUCAACAUGAUUUGAUCCAACGCAAGCAGCAAGAGGUCACGCAGAAGAUAUUAAAGCUGCCUCUGUCAUGUCCUGGCUGUGGUGCUCCCAGUCAGACAGUCGCUUCUGAAGAGGCCGGCUUCUACAAUUUGAGUAGGUCUGCCGUCAGGAAAUUUGUUCACGAUGAUGCCAAACAGGAGGAUCUCGUCUUCCAGGCCACUCUGGACAAGGUUGACAGCAAGGUCUUGCAAGAGCUCGGUUUGGACAAAGCGGCUACUGCUGCCCAGGAACAACCACAAAAGCAGACUCCCAUCUGCGAUCGAUGCCACAACCUCUUGCACCACCACACCGGUGUCCCAAUCUUCCAUCCCUCCAUCGACAGCAUCCGUAGCAUAAUCGAAGACUCCCCUCACAAGAACAACCAUAUCUACCAUAUCAUCGAUGCCGCAGACUUUCCCAUGUCGCUCAUUCCCAAUCUUCUCAACCGCCUCGAUCUCCCUUCUCUCCGCACUCAGAACCGCCGCUCCAAACACAAGAAAUACGUCCGCGAUCGCGUCGCCGAUGUUUCUUUCAUCAUCACCCGUUCCGAUCUCCUCGCUCCAAACAAGGAACAGGUCGACAGUCUGAUGCCAUAUUUACGCGAGACGCUUCGUGACGCUCUUGGUCGUACGGGCAGGAACGUCAGACUGGGCAACAUGCGAUGCGUCAGUGCAAAGCGCGGUUGGUGGACAAAAGAGGUCAAGGAAGAUAUCUGGGACAGAGGUGGUGCUGCUUGGAUGGUUGGCAAAGUCAACGUCGGUAAGAGCAACCUGUUCGAGGUUGCUUUUCCCAAAGGAAGGGGACAAGAGAAGCUUGCUACUCCCAAGCCUAUGCAUGUGCAGCUAGAGCCCGAGACUUCGUCAGCUCCUGACAACUCGAACGACUCUUUAUCCGAUUUGCCUGCUAUCCAGGAUACAGGCAUUGCUGCUGUCGACUCUCCGAGCAGUGCUUCCGGCAAUCCUGCUGUGGAGACUCACCAGGAAACAGUCGAUCAGAACGAGCCGGAUGUUUUUGAUGUGGAAGAAGGUUCACUACUACCACCUGCUCAGCUUGAGGUCCCCUACCCUGUCAUGCCUGUCAUUUCGUCUUUGCCUGGAACCACGGCUUCACCUAUCCGCGUGCCUUUUGGUAGCGGAAAAGGCGAGCUGAUCGAUCUCCCUGGCGUCUCUCGGUCAAACCUCGAUGAAUUUGUGCUUCCUGAGCAUCAUCAGGAUCUUGUCAUGCGCUCGCGCGUGACUCCCGAGCAGAUGUCCAUAAAACCUGGUCAGUCUUUGGUGUUAGGAGGUGGUCUUAUCCGCAUCACGCCCACAACCCCGGAUCUGGUCUUCUUGUCCUACACAUUCCUACCUUUACAUCCUCAUAUGACCUCUACCGACAAAGCUGUGGCUAGAGCAAGUGGCGAAAGAGCCACUGGACUGCACACGAUCAUGACCAAGGAAGCUCGCGAGAGCAUGGCCUCAGCAGGCACUUUCAAGCUCGAAUGGGAUGUUACAAAGCAGCGUGCCGGCCCGUUGACUUCCAAAUCCGCUGCAAAGCUGAAGCCUGAGCAGCUGCCUUUCAAAGUGUUUUCAGCAGACAUUGUGGUUGAAGGUGUAGGCUGGGUUGAGCUAGUCGCUCAAGUACGAAAGUCGGCCAAGCACAAGCCUGCCUACGCACCGCCUCAUGACGAACCUACACAUUCUGAAGAAGCACCGUCCGCAUCUACCUUGUCAGACUCUGAGACGACGACCUGGAAACCAUUGUACACGCCAGAACAGGAUAUCGCACAAGACAUGUUCCCUCGAGUUGAGGUGUUUUCGCCCAAGGGUAAAUUCAUCGCGGUCAGACCUCCUAUGGUUGCUUCGCUACUCGGUGGUAAAAAGGCUCCGACAGCCAACACACGAAAGAGCAGACCCAGAAUGAGCAUGAAGAGUCUGAAGCACAGCCAACGUGGCAGAGAAGCCCAGAAAGAGGGUUGA